Periophthalmus magnuspinnatus is the source of this 3494-nucleotide messenger RNA. Its product is annotated as olfactomedin-like protein 2B. NCBI's taxonomy places the organism in Eukaryota, Metazoa, Chordata, Actinopteri, Gobiiformes, Gobiidae. Bases 210 to 2231 code for a protein of 673 amino acids. The transcript is spliced from 9 exons. The record is from RefSeq and is a predicted model, not a curated record. Gene Ontology annotation, biological process: signal transduction.
CACUGCACACCACAGCGCAGUCUCCUCUCCCCUCUCUCCAGCCACACUGCACACACAGAGCACAGAUUCGACUUUUUUAAUACAUGUUUUCUUAACACGUGCGUUUACCUCGCCAUUUCUGCAGCGUGGACAAACGGUAUUCCCUCAAUUUUCCCCCAAAAACCCAUCCAAACACGUGCGUAACGACAUUUUUUUUUAUUUGUUAAAAGAUGAAGCCCAGAUUGUUAAUGCUACUUAUAAGCUGUGUCCUUACUGGAACGUAUGGUCAAGAAGGAGAAAAAAGUGUGAAUUUAACACUGCUUGAGAUGCAAAGUAAAGAAGCGGAGAUGAGCCAGGAGAAAGACCCGGGAAAGGUGGACGUUACCCCGGUGAUGAGCGGGACUGUGAGCGCGAGAGGGCAAACACCUACCCCUGAGCCGUUAGAAGAGGAGAUGAACAACCAGGAGAAUGUCAUCAGCCAGUUGCUGGGAGAUUAUGACAAAGUGAGGACCAUAUCCUCAGGCUCGGACUGUGUUUGCCGCUGCAUUGUUCGACCAAUCAAACGCUCCGACUGUAGCCGCAUGCAGGACGGUGACACAGGGGCACCGGUCCGGGACGUUUACACUGUGGAGACGGUGAGCGCAGGUAAAGACUGUAAACGCUGUGAGUGUUUGGCCCCUCCCUCUGCUGUCAACCCCUGUGAAGGAGAAUACCGCUUUAAGAAGCUUCAAGAGGCCAGCAAGAACGACAUCAAGCUUGCCACCAUAAUAGACUUGCUGGAGGGGUCCUUGUACGGGAUGGACCUGUUAAAGUUGAAUUCUGUCACCACUAAACUGCUGACCAGAGUCGACAGCCUGGAGAAAACUUUUGCUCGUAGUCUUGCCGAAAAAUUAAAAGAGAAAGAACGAAUGAGGGAAAAAGAGAAAGAAAAGAAGUCUCAACAGAAAAAGAAGAAAGUGAGUGAUUUGGAAAGAAUGGGACAGAAGGGCGGAUCUGGCAGCGCCAACAAACAGAAACUAUAUGAAGAAAAGCAGGGGGCUAAAAAUAAGACGGAGAUUCAAAAACCUCUUCAAGAUAAACUGGAGACAAAGUCAACCAUCAAGGAUAAGAGCGGCCUGGUCGUUAAGGGCGUUACGUUUUAUAAAGCUGAAGAGGAGACAAUCAAAGAGAAAGCACAGCCCAGGAAUACAAAAGAGAGAGAUGUUGAAUUGCUAGUAUCCGACGAGCUCCCCCCAACACGCUCUGCUGUUCCUCCAGUGACUACAAAAUCACACAAAAUAGAAGUUCCUUUAGCUCCUACAUGGUCCACUAUUACUACAACCAAACCAGCAACCUCAGGCCCACUUCCGAGGACAACAGUGCCCUCUCUGCCUGCUGAUGUGGGACAACCCAUCAGUGCUGCUCCUACACAGCUCCUGCCUGGUGUGAAGACUCGUCUGAGCUGGACCGAGAGCCCAGCUGACCAGCCCAUGCCUACAAAGAAACCUGGUUUGUGUAAAGACACUGUGGCCAGUAUUUCUGAACCUGUCCAGCACAACACUUAUGGUUUACCGAAUGGAGCCUGGAUGAAGGAUGCGCGAGGCCAUGGUAGUGUUAUCUACCUGACUGAUGGUCACUAUGGCAACAUUCUGCAGGAGUUCAGAGACAUGGACGCUUUCAAAUCAGGGAAGCCCAGUAACUCAUACAAGCUGCCGUACAGCUUCACGGGGACAGGCCAUGUGGUCUUUGACGGGGCCUUCUUCUACAACCGCGCCUUCAGUCGGGACAUGAUCCGCUUUGACCUGCGGCGCAGACUAGUGGCGGCCUGGACCACACUGCAUGAUGCCCUGUUGGAGGAACAGGCCCACAGGACACACUCAGAGGUAGAGUUUGCCGUAGACGAGUCAGGUCUGUGGGUGCUCUAUCCUGCCCUGGACUCAGAAGGUUUUCAUCAGGAAGUGAUCCUUCUCACUCAUCUCCGCCCACGAGACCUGCAGCCAAUCCAGACCUUCCGAACUGGUCUGCGCCGUGGUCGCUAUGGGAACAGUUUCCUGGUUUGUGGCGUGCUCUAUGCUGUGGACAACAUACAGCAUCGCUAUGCUAAUGUGACAUACGCCUUCGACACGCACACAUUUACACACACAGUGCCUCUCUUAGCAUUCACAAGCACACACCAGCACACAGCCCAACUCAGCUACUGCCCUCUGGACAAAAAACUGUACGCAUGGGACAAUGGACACCAGAUGAUGUACGACGUCAUCUUUGCCUAUUAGACUGAGCACAGAAUCACACUGAACUCUAUGAAUGUUUAGACUGUGGAGAACUUGAACAGACACUGCUGAGCCUCACUCAAGUCCAGAGGAAACCACAACAUGCUUUUGGACACAAACUUCACGAUUUACUUUUAACACACAUAAACUCAUAAUUAUCUUGGACUUGAAAAAGCCUAGUCACUUAAAAUGUCUUUGGAAAACAUCAUGUCAGACAAACUACUGUUAAUUUUUUUCAUCUUUAUUAUACCUUUUGAAUCAGUUUAAUGCAGAAUGUAACAAAUCAAGCCUACCCCAUGUUUGUAAAACGUUAACUUUUUUUUUUAGAUUUACACAAAUUUAAGUGAAGUUCAAUGCUUUAUAGAUCACCUAAUUUUUAAUGCGCAUUUUCAAGAUUUACAAAUGUAAUUGGAAUUGGAGAUGGCCAAAUAUCACAUUUAAAAUCCUUCACCUCCACCUAAACCACAUUCAUUUGCUUUAGGUGGAUUUUAGUGGAAUUAAAGAGCAUUUUGGAAGAUGGAAACAAAUAUAAAACCCAUGUGACCAUCGGACUACAUACCUGCACCAGAUCCGAGUUCACACAGGUGAUGAACAAUGACAAAAUGUUGCUGGUUAUUUUUGGCCCAAAAUCCCCCAGAGGAGCAUAUCCCAACAAACACUGCAGAAUCCUUGAGGUUCAGGCUAAAAACAAAAGAUGUUGGCCAACUAUAACACAUACUCACAGUCUAAUCUUCAUUAGCAGAGUAAGAGCAAGAAGUAGAGAAAAUGUAUGCUUGUCCAGCGUUGUUUUAAACUUCAGUGCAGUACUUGGCGAAAACAGGGACAGCAGGCUUUAGCUUGGUGCUAAAACAUAUCUAUAACAUUAUAACAACCUGCUUAUAACCUGCUAACUUUUGUACACAACAAAAAUGUUCUGAUGCAACUUUUGGAAAUGUGGUCAUUUUAUAUGGAUGGAAACACAGUUACUGAAACAAUAUGAGACAGUAAACGAUUGUGACUGUUCUGAGACUUUGACUGCUUUUCUGCUCCAGCACCUGAGCCAAAACAAAUGAGAAAAACUGUAAUUGCAUUGAGAAGUCAUUUACUUUUGGGACUAAUCCUAACCAUUUCUUUUCUUAUAUAAGACUGUUAGAAUGGACAGUAACUAUUAAAGAACUGAGAAGUAGCCAGUAAAUUUCACAAAUUAAAGAACAUUUUGUAUUUAGGGAAACCCUGAAUGAUUGUAUUUAAAUCACUACACACAACACUUUAUUUGCACAGUAAGCA